AUAAUUUGGUCGAAAAGGGACGACAUGCUGAGGUGUACAACAUUCAGUUUCUCUUUCGAUGGUUGCUGUAUGUGUGAGUACAGGAGUGUUGUAUGUGUGACUACAUGCCCAGCUGGGUCUGCAGCUUGGAGACCAGCGGGUUCUCGCCCCCGGCGCAGUAGCCCCCCGCCGCGAAGGCCGACGGCGGCGGCUUUGCAGAUGGGGAGGCAUCGUCAAAGUGAACAUCGACUACUCCAUGUUCAGAUUUGCUCCCUGUUCUCUGUUCUACACAAGUUGCCCGAACAUUUGAGUCUGGAAGUUUGCAGCUGAAGCGAUGAACUUAUGGUCAGCACUUGUCAAAUGGAGCCUCAGAGGCAAAACAAGGACAACAACAUUCAGUAUAUCACUAUGAUUUUCGUUGGUGGUCUUCUGAUUGAUUUGGAAGGAAGAAUUGUUGGUAUGAAUUUCAUAGACGAGAAUAAAAAUCCUUUUUUGCCCGUCCAGAUUGUUGGGAGAUGCCUGAAACACUUCAGAAAGUUUGGGACACUUCUUUCCUGUAUAUGGGACGAUUGCUUGAAGGAUUUGGUGUUGGUGUCAUAUCCUACACGUUUUGACAGGUGAACAGAUGGACAGUGGCUGCUCCUUGCUGAUCAAUUCAAAAUUGCUCUGGCUAUCAAUUCAAGCUUGCUGUGACUGGUGAGAAGACGUCCUGGUCAAUCACCACAUCUGAUCAAUUUCUGUCUGUGGCGAGAACAAGUGGUACAACUCCGGCGAUCAAUUUCUUUGGCGAUUAACAAUUUUGAUCAAUUCAAACAGCAACACAGGCAGCGCUAGUGCUGCUGUUGGUCAGUGCGGG
Triticum urartu is the source of this 835-nucleotide messenger RNA. The record is from RefSeq and is a predicted model, not a curated record. NCBI's taxonomy places the organism in Eukaryota, Viridiplantae, Streptophyta, Magnoliopsida, Poales, Poaceae.